AUGGCUCCUACAAUGACUAUUUUCUGUCUCAUUUUCCUUCUGUCAACAACUGUUGAUCUUCAUCCAGUUGGUGCAUGGCGGCCUACACUGAUGGAAAUAGACAGGUUCUGCUUAGCGUAUAUAGUUCAUGUCAUGAAUGGACUGAGCAACAAUAAUCAUCCGUUACUCCUCCAGUGCCAUUCAAGAGAUGAUGAUCUUGGUAACCACACACUGUACAUUGGAGGAGAUUUCCAUUUUGGGUUCGGUAUUAAGAUAUUUGGAAAGCAUACUUUGUUCAAUUGUGGUAUGGAAUGGGGAAACAAGCAUCAUAACUUUGAUGUUUUUAAUCAGGAUGUUCAUGCAUCUAUUUGCUGUACUCAUCAUGGUAGAAGCUGCUUUUGGCGAGCACAGGAUGAUGGGAUCUACUUUAGCACAGAUAAUGAGGAAUGGGCUAAGACAUUUCCUUGGAUUGAAUGA
Molecule: messenger RNA, 456 nt
Organism: Ricinus communis (castor bean)
Lineage: Eukaryota; Viridiplantae; Streptophyta; Magnoliopsida; Malpighiales; Euphorbiaceae
Product: S-protein homolog 2
Exons: 1
Coding region: 1-456 (151 amino acids)
Source: RefSeq, a predicted model, not a curated record